AUGUAUGGAAGAUCAGGUCUUGAGAGGUUUAAGAAAUCACAAACUUCGGAACCCUUCUCAGUGUCGGCAAAUCCUCGCCCUGCGAAGAAGCCGCCACAAUUGUCUCCGGAGACGGCGACGCCAUUAGCGAGUCAAACCCAGAUUGGAGAGAGUCAAUCAAAUUGGCAUCCACCUGAUUGGGCGAUUGAGCCUCGUGCCGGUGUAUACUCUCUGGAAGUUGUAAAAGACGGCCAGAUCCUUGAUCGGAUUCAUCUUGAUAGACGGAGACAUAUCUUCGGUAGACAGCAUCAGACUUGUGAUUUCGUGCUUGAUCAUCAGUCUGUUUCUCGCCAGCACGCAGCCGUAGUUCCCCACAAGAACGGCAGCAUCUUUGUGAUUGACUUGGGAUCAGCUCAUGGUACGUUUGUUGCAAAUGAGAGAUUGACUAAAGAUAGUCCUGUGGAGCUUGAAGUUGGGCAAUCAUUACGGUUUGCUGCCUCUACAAGAAUAUACAUUCUGAGAAAGAACAGUGAGGCUCUCUUUAUUCGGCCUCCUCCUCAAGCAGAGAUUAAGCUUCCACCGCCUCCUGAUGCUUCUGACGAGGAUGCCGUUGUUGCAUACAAUACGUUGCUGAAUCGAUACGGUUUGAGCAAUGGAGAAUCGGGCUGUAUGCUAGGGAAAAGGAAAAAGGAUGGAUCAGAAGCUGGUGUGGUGGGUAAGAGGGUGAAGAAGAAAGUACGAGUGAGCUUCAGGGAUCAACUAGGAGGAGAGCUAGCUGAGGUUGUUGGGAUAUCAGAUGGUGCAGACGUGGAAACAAUGCCUGGUCCGAUUGGUGUCAAAGAAGGGAGCUUAGUUGGUAAAUAUGAAUCACUGGUGCAAGUGACACUGAUACCCAAAGGAAAAGGGAAUGAAGAGAAAGCGUUUACAGGAACCACCAGAGGUGUGACAAAUAGACUCCAGGAAGCAAUGGAGAAGCUAAGAGGAGGUCCAAAAGUGGGGAUUUAUGAUGAUCUUUACGGUGGUGAUUCACUUAAGAAGGCGGUUGGUACGUCAUGGGCUUCUGUGAGUGUACCAGCAGCUAAGGAUAAAGAAGAAACUCAAAGCGGAAGGGUUGAUAAAGAAGACGACAACGACGAUCUGUUUGGUGACUGA
Molecule: messenger RNA, 1131 nt
Organism: Arabis nemorensis
Lineage: Eukaryota; Viridiplantae; Streptophyta; Magnoliopsida; Brassicales; Brassicaceae
Source: the annotation of a GenBank genome assembly